CUAAAAUAUUUUUACUUCCACAGUACGCAUAGUAUUGGCAAGAAUCACCUGAAAUGGGUUCGGAUCCUCGACUAAUAUAUGAAUAUCCCAACUAUGAAAAUACUAUAGCCUUUACUGAAUACCAGGCUUCGUCUCCAGAAAAGUUCUCUUUACCAGAUGAUGAUAAAUUUGUGCUUUAUGCCGCUGGGUCUAAUUACUCAUUCCUCAUUCUAGAUAAAGAUCCAAAUAUCCAGCUCUUCGUGCACCCAGAGAUAUCCUCCAUUCAAGAACUCCCGGUGGACUUGUUCGUUUUGAAUACUCUGUUUUUGGUUUGGUGUGAUCUGUUGAAUAAGGGGAUUGAAUUUCCUUACCAAGGCAUCUUAUUACACGCCUUACAAGAGCCUGAUAAACUUUACUUACAAGUAUCUACGAGUGAUUUAUUCCAAGUACAAACUCAAAAGGAAUCGGAGCUCGUUCCCACCAUUGAACUUGUAUUAAGUCCAAACUCGAAGAUGUCGAGACAACAGGAUUCUAAGCUUUUGAGUAAGGUGCCCGACUCAGUAGAGUCUGUUUAUCACGCUAUGUCUAAAUGUUCGGCGAUGCACUUUGAUUCUGAAAACGAAGACCAAACCGACAUGGCCAACACAGGCUUUGAUUUUGCCCAUUCGUCAUUGAACCCUGAAUUUAUGGAGGUUUCGGUUCCUAACAGUUGGGUCAAUGAAGAGCCACCAACGAUUCACAAUACUGGGGAUGCAGAUGACUUGGAGUGCUUGGAGGAAUCUCACGAAGAACCCGAAGAAGCUGGAAUGCAUGUAGAUAUUGGAUUUGCCUCAAUUGCAGGAGCCAUCAGAAGACGUGAACACGACGAAGAAGACAGUGGCCGGGCCCAAAGACUGAGACCCAACUAAUAGAACAUGCAUCUGAAGUAAAUGUAGUCUUCUCUAUUUAUAUGUACGAAUCAUAUAGAUAACGAAUAUAUAUAAAGUUCUGGGGAUUGGAGGAUGACGAGCUCAUAAUUAAUUUAUACCCUCAUAUUAACACUAAUUGAGAAACUAAAUCUGAGCAUUCCAUUCUUGUUCCUCAGCCUAACCGACAUACUCAAAUAAAACCCGAAUUCUUUCGCUAGUACACAUUCUCCUCUAAAUAUAAUGAGAACAGCAGAAGAGAGGCUUGAGUUCAAAAACCAUUUCUUCAAGCUUGGGCAAGGCAGGAUUAUUGAUUUGACAGACAAAGCAUACUGGAGUGUCUUCUGGGAAAAGCCAAAUGGUGCUAACGAUAUAUUCGAAUUACUAACCCCGUUCGAUAUCCAAUCUCUACGAGAUCAGAACCGUUCCAACUUCCUCCUGUUGAUCUACGUUCUUUGCCAGAAACUUAUAGCUUUCGUUGACCUC
Molecule: messenger RNA, 1370 nt
Organism: Yamadazyma tenuis ATCC 10573
Lineage: Eukaryota; Fungi; Ascomycota; Pichiomycetes; Serinales; Debaryomycetaceae
Source: RefSeq, a predicted model, not a curated record